AUGCCCGCAGUAGCCGAUGCCGGAGCAAAGACUGCCGGCCUGGAGGCUCUCCGCCGGUUGAAAUCCACGGAGCCACCGGUCUACCUUGCGCCCUCACCAGAGCUCUCAAAGGCAGCUCGAUCAGCCUCAGAAUAUUUGUUUUCCUCUCUCAGUCCUUACGCUCCUAAGUCUCCAUUUACCCACCUCUUGACUGAAGGGUUUGACCCCGAGCAGAUAUGGCAGCAAAUCGAUCUUCAGGCGCAGCCGUUGCUCACCUCCCUCCGCCGUCAUGUUAGGAAUUUCGAGAAAAAUCCUGAAGAAAUAGAAAAGCAGUUCAAUUUGGGUAAAGCUGGAAAAGUUGAGAAGGUGGCUGCGGAUGGAGAUAAUAAAGGAAGAGGAAGAGGGGUCGUAGAGAGUGAAAGUGAGGAUUUGGACGAUGAUGAUGAUGACCAGGAAGAAGAAGAAGAAGAAGAAGAAGAAGAAGAAGAUGAUGAUGAUGAUGAAGAUGAAGAUGAAGAAGAAGAAGAUGGGGAAGAUGAUGAGGGAGAGGGAGAAAGAAAGAAUGGAGUUGAAGAUCAGUUUUUCAAAAUUAAGGAAUUGGAGAAACUUAUUGCAGAGGCUGAAGAACAAGAGUAUGGAAUUAAGGAGGAGAAGAAAAAGAGGAAAAGAGAUAAAACUGCAGAUGAGGAGGAAGAGAGUGAAGAUGAAGAGGGAAGUGGAGACGAGGAACAUGAAGAUGAUGACGAGGAGGAUGACGAGCUUGGACUUAUGGGACUUGAAGAUGCCGAUGAUGAAAAAUGGGAAAAUGCUAGAUAUGAAGACUUUUUUGUACGUAAAAAAACUGACCAAAAGAGAAAACCUAAACAUUUUCGUGGAUCAGAUGACAUGGAUAUGGAUGAACCUGAGGACGAUGAUGAUGAUAGUAAGAACAAGGAAAGUCUUUCUACGCAUGAGAAAAAGCUAGCAAAACUUCGUUCUCAGGUAGAUGAAAUGGAGAAAGCAAACUUGGGACCCAAUAUGCAGGGCGAGAGACUUUCAACACAUGAAAAAGAGUUGGCAACGCUUCGUACUCAGAUAGAGGAAAUGGAAAGAGCAAACUUGGAACCAAAGACAUGGACAAUGCAGGGCGAGGUGGUAACAGCUGCUAAACGACCUAAAAACAGUGCUUUGGAAGUUGAUCUUGAUUUUGAGCAUAAUGUGAGACCUGCUCCUGUAAUUACGGAAGAGGUUACUGCAUCGCUUGAGGAAUUAAUUCAGAAACGUAUCCUAGAGGGCCGAUUUGAUGAUGUUCAUAAGCCACCUGCAUUAAUGGCAAAGGCACCAAGAGAGAAAAUAGAGUUGGAUGAGAAUAAGAGCAAGAAGGGCCUUGCUGAACUCUAUGAGGAUGAAUAUGCUCAAAAGACUGGUCUCGUAUCAGCUGCAUUGUCUUUCUCUGAUGAGCAAAAGAAAGAAGUGAGUGCGAAACUUAUAUUCAUGUUUUGUUGCGAUUAUGCUAUUCUCCCAUUUUGUAUCUGUUAUACUGUAUUCAAUGCAAGUAUGCUAUUUAAGAAAUUAUGCAUAAAGUUGGAUGCACUAUCCCAUUUCCACUUCUCUCCAAAACCGGUAAUCGAGGAUAUGUCCAUACAAGCGAAUGUCCCUGCUCUGGCCAUGGAAGAGAUUGCGCCUCUAGCAGUGUCUGAUGCAGCUAUGCUUGCCCCUGAAGAAGUGUUUUCUGGCAAAGGAGAUAUUAAAGAAGAAACAGAGCUAACGAAAGAAGAGAGGAAGAGGAGACGAGCUAACAAGAAGCGGAAAUUUAAAGCUGAGUCCGCAAAGAAGAUGACCGUGAAGGCACAGCCAACUGCAAUGGCAACCCACGAGGAUGGCAAUGAGGACUCGUGAUUAGCACAACAAUUUUGUAAGAGAUUACCUUGCAUCCUCCCAUUCAACCAGCUUUGGGUAUCGCGACUUAACAAAUUUCGACUCUUAGUACUUAUGAAAAGGAAAAUUUUGGGAGUUUCCAGUAGGAAGAGAUGGAAGGAUAUAUUAGAGAUUAUGUUCAGCAAAUUUGUUGUUCUUUGUUUUUUUCUCCUGGAAGUGAAAUUCAAUCGCGCUCUGUACCCAAUAGAUUCUGUCAAUCUCAAUUAAAUUAUUGUAAGAUUUUUCUUUCAAGCACCAGAAGCUCGUGUCGUGUGUCUGCGUUUUGCAAAAUCUUCUGUUCUAUUCAAAUAACAAUGUACUGCUACAGUAUACAUAUCAACAUUAGAGGCUCCAACCCUUUUUCAUCAACUCAUUAGAUUUUGAAGCCCUUUUUCAAAUUCAGCAAACAAAGGCUAAUCUCAAAUUCUUCAUAAAUACAAGUACACUUUAGGUGUU
Striga asiatica is the source of this 2331-nucleotide messenger RNA. The record is from the annotation of a GenBank genome assembly. Lineage: Eukaryota; Viridiplantae; Streptophyta; Magnoliopsida; Lamiales; Orobanchaceae.